CGAACUGUCAAGGGAAGGGAGAGGAUUCACAUUCGGAGGAAGAGUUGAAGAAAAUUAUAUAAAUCAAAUCAAAUCUUGGAAAGAAGAAAGUAUUUUAAAUUCAAAGCUCCAAUACAAGGAAAAGCAGCAGCUGGUCUUCCUCCCUUUCUUCCAUUCAAGGCAGGACACAGAUUUUGAUUUUCGGCCAUCUUAGAAUCAUCCGUUUUCCUGGUGAAAUCUGAGAAUUAACAACAGACUCAUUUACAUCACCUGAAACGGCACUUGGUUCAGUAUUUGAUGAUUGUCUCAACCUUCUACUUCAGGAUCUUUCGCUGAACAUUAACGGUAUCUAAAGCGAGGUCGCUGAGGAUGGCUGAUGGAAUAUCGAGUUUCUGGGGUCCUGUCACAUCUACAAUGGAGUGUUGCGAGAAAAAUUAUGCUUAUUCUACUUAUGUUGCAGAGUUUUUUAACACAAUAUCAAAUAUACCAACCAUUCUAUUGGCUCUGAUCGGUCUUUCAAAUGCGCUGAAACAACGGUUCGAGAAGAGAUUUAGUGUACUUCAUAUAUCGAAUAUGAUAUUGGCCAUCGGUAGUAUGUUCUACCAUGCCACAUUGCAAAAACUGCAACAGCAAGGUGAUGAAACACCAAUGAUCUGGGAGAUGCUUCUUUACAUGUACAUUCUCUAUUCACCCGAUUGGCAUUACCGAAGUACAAUGCCAACAUUCCUCUUCCUCUAUGGAGCCAUUUUUGCCGUGGCUCACUCGAUUCUUCGUUAUGGAAUUGGUUUCAAGGUGCAUUAUGUGAUUCUGUGUCUCCUCUGCAUACCUCGGAUGUACAAGUACUAUAUAUACACAGAAGACGCCUCUGCUAAGCGGCUCGCGAGGCUGUACUUGUUGACUCUUUUCUUAGGCAUUCUCUGUUGGGUUAUCGAUCGGGGUUUCUGCGAGAAGAUAUCGCAUUGGAUGAUCAACCCUCAGGGCCAUGCCUUGUGGCAUGUUUUCAUGGGGUUGGGUUCAUACUUUGCAAACACAUUCCUAAUGUUUUGCCGAGCGCAGCAAAGAGGAUGGGCCCCUAAAGUUUUACAUUUGAUGGGGAUUCUCCCUUAUGUGAAGAUUGAGAAACCGAAAACCCAGUAAGAAGACACGAAUGUGAAGAGAAGACAGACAAUUUUUGACCUGUGUUGAGUGUUUCCCUGGAUACAGAGAGGAAAAAAAAUGCAAUCUUUCGGGCAAGGUUAUUUCUUUUCCUUUUUUUUUCACCAUAUGGAAUGAAUAGAUAGAUUUUUGUAGUACAAAUAACAGCAGUUAUGUAUUUUUGUUGAUUUCAUCAGGGCUUGAUUCUUCAGAAUUUAUUGUUACAUACAAUAACUUAGCAUUUAACUCUUUCACAGAACCGAAGCAUGUUCAUCGUUUUUACUGCCUGUGGUUUUUACCUUCUUUAGGCCAAUUGUUGACUUUUGUACAACAGAAUGCUGCUUUUAAUGUUUUCAUUACUCUAUUAUCAUUUGUUUUAUACAUAUUUUCGUGCUUUCAGUAA
This is a messenger RNA of Momordica charantia (bitter melon), 1516 nucleotides long. RefSeq names its product alkaline ceramidase. Gene Ontology annotation, molecular function: hydrolase activity, acting on carbon-nitrogen (but not peptide) bonds, in linear amides. Gene Ontology annotation, cellular component: membrane. The record is from RefSeq and is a predicted model, not a curated record. Gene Ontology annotation, biological process: response to salt stress; autophagy; defense response to other organism. NCBI's taxonomy places the organism in Eukaryota, Viridiplantae, Streptophyta, Magnoliopsida, Cucurbitales, Cucurbitaceae.